GAGAAUGUGCCAGGAGGCUCGCCACGUCAUCUUCUAAAUAAUCAACACUAUUUGGAGCAUCAAGAGCCCCCGCGUCAAGCAAUUUUCAACGCAACUCUCCAAAUUCAACAGGAAAUCAAAAACAACGAAAACGGCGGCAUGAUGGCCCCCAGUACUGAGGAUCCCGAUACGGUUGUCGAGGCUCAACGUCGUGGAAGCUUCUCGAAGAAAAAGAAUGCAAAUGGGUGGAAUAAGGUGGAGCUUGUCGAUCAGUGUGCCAAGCAAAUGGGUUCGGAGGACAAACAACCUGGUGGUGGCGACGUGAAAACCGAAAAUGAUCCAUCAAAAAACGGACUCGGCUCGGCAACAAGUAAUUUCAUUCAAAGCUCAGUUCCCCCGUCACAUCAAACUUUGAGCAAUCCUCUGCAGCUGAGCCCACCGGCAGAAGCUUCAGUGGCCCAACAAUCCGGAGCAUCUCAAGUUUUUCCGACAUUUCAAGCAGCUCUCGGAGCAUCAUCCGAUGAGCUUCUUCAGCCGAAUGCCACGUCAUCAUCCACGUCAUCCUCCGCGUCGACAUCGUCAAUUGUGCCAGUGGUGAAGUUUACGAAUCAAACAGCACCAAAUGGUAGUACGGUUGCCACGUCAGUCGGGCAAAAUGUUCGACUUACCAUUAAUGGAAAACGUGUCGGACGUCCGCCGGGAACCUUCAAACGACCACAAAACAACGCUGCCAACAGUUCGAACAGUGGAAAUGAUUCGGAUAUGAUGGGAGAUCACGAUUUGACAUGUCGUUGGAAGUCGUGUAACUCUAGUUUCCAGACUCUCAAGGCACUAGUGGAUCAUGUUCAAGAAAGUCACGUCCAAUCAACUGAACAAGAACAUCACGCAUGGCGUUGUGAGUGGGAAGGAUGUGAUCGAAAUGAGACGUUCAAAGCAUUGUACAUGCUCAUUGUGCAUGUUCGACGUCAUACAGGCGAGAAGCCCAACAAGUGUGAGUAUCCUGGAUGCGGAAAAGAAUACAGUCGACUCGAAAACCUGAAAACCCACCGGAGAACUCAUACAGGCGAGAAACCAUACAAAUGCGAGUUUGCCGACUGUGAGAAGGCGUUCAGCAACGCGUCGGAUCGUGCCAAACAUCAGAAUCGUACACAUUCGAAUUUGAAACCAUAUAGUUGUCAAAUACCGCAAUGCACAAAAUCCUAUACGGAUCCAUCGUCUCUUCGGAAACACAUCAAAGCUGUACACGGAGAUGAUGAAUAUGAAAAGGCCAAGAAAUCACGUCCGGCAAACUAUUCGAAUCGUCGACGACCGGAUCAUCGUUUGGCUCCGCCGACUGGAGCAAUGUCUCAUCCGUAUCUGGCAACGCCGAACUCAGGGGCUUCUGUUGUGGCUCACUCGAGUGUGCAUCAGCAGAAUUUUAUCAACAUGGCUCUGGCUCAACAUCAUCAUAAUGCUCAACGUGCUCAACAACUCAUGGCCGCGACCGGAAACGUGAUGCCAAUGAUGGACCCAGCUUCGGCUGCGGCAGCGGCUCAGGCUCAGGCUCAUCACCAGGCUCAGGCCCAAAUGCUCCAAACUCAUAUGAUGCAGCAGGCUCAAAUACAGGCCGCAGCUCAGAUGCAGGCACAGGUUCAACAUCAGGCGGCGAUGCAGGCACAUGCGAUGCAACAGGCACAGAUGGUCCUUCAGAACAAUCUGCUCGGCGCGCAGAGCCUGCUGAGCCCGUUUUCUCCGUUGCUUCCACCGUCACGAGCUCCGAAUGUUAUGGCGAUGCUCCAGACUCCACCCACACCGACUUCGGUGGCUCCGAUGUUUGAUAUUAUGACGUCACGAGCGCCGAUGGCUCCAGUAGUUUCUGCUCCGACAGCUCCAGCUCCACUAGUGCCUGCCCCAGUUCCAGCAUCUCCAGUAUUCGAUGAGCUCCGCGAGCAAAUGCGUGAAGUAGAGCCCCUGCAGCAGCAGCAGCAGCAGGAGCCCAUGGAUCAAGAUCUCCAAGAUAUUCGAGUUGAUGGUGACUCUGACGAUGAAGAUGAAGAAGAACCAAGAACUCCAUCCGGAGCACUGCUCUUGCCACGUGGCGGUAACAACGGCGAUGGAGGAUUCGGUGGAUCGGGAUCGUCGAGAGCAUCCAGUGGAAGUGGAACCAUGGAAUUGUCGGCUGCUCCGAUUAGUCAGAAUGGGAGCCGAGCCAGUGGCUCUGGCGAGAGGGGAAUGAGAAGCUUCCUGAUUGCUGACAUUCUCCAACUCGCGGCGGAUUUUCAAAAUGAACGUCUUCUCAGCGAUGUACUCGACUUGGCGAUCUUCGACACCCGAGAUGUGCGUUCCCUCCACAACAUCUACCAAGUCUACAUUCGCGCGCACAAAGCAAUUCCCAUAACCCGUCGUCCAUUAGACUGGAAUGAAACUCAUCAACUCCAUAAUCUCUAUCAUGAUCCACGCUUCAACCGUGCCGAGCAUCAGGACUCGCCCGCCAUUCGCGACAGAGAUACCAGGUUCUGGAGGACAAUCGCCGAGGCGAACACGAUGAGACAACGACAAAUCGAGCCGGUGCCGUUGGAUGAUGAUGAUGAGGGAUAUUUUGAUGAGAUGGUGCAUCGAGUGCAGAAUGGGCGGCUCAAUGAGCAAUUUAUGGAGGGAUUCGAGUCGGAUGAUGAUGAUGGUUUUGAGGAUGAGGAUGAUGUUCCAGGCCUCGGAAUCGCGGUAUAUCGCGGAAGACGUCGAGUUCGACGUGAAGCUUUAAAACAGGCAAAUCUCGAUAUUCAAGAAGCUGAAACUGCUGGCAGAAAUGUCGGAGGAUUCGGAGAUGAAGAGGAUCGAAAUAACCGGGGACACGAUCAGGAUAGAAGCUUCUUGGAUCAUUACUAUCCUCCGAUGGUGGUGGUGGUAGAGACUGAGAGUCCGCAGAUUGUGAGAGAUCAAGAAAUGAUGAGACAAUUUGAAGAGGCGAAGAAAAAUGUUGAGACGGAUGAGAUUAAGAAGCGAGCUGAAGCUAUGCAGUUUGGAACCUCCAGCAGCCACCAUCACACAAAAACGCUUCUUAUUCAACGUGCGUUAUUCGAUAAAACGAGCUCAGUGCGUCGAAGUCUUCUCCAAUUCAUCACAAUCUCUGUUGAUCAGGAAGAGCUCCGUCAGAGCUGCCACGCGACGUCGGCUCCGCAGGGAGCUCAUGUUGUGCACAAUGUGGUUGAUGAAUUCGACAGUAUCAUGCGUGCACAAGAAGACUCGAACAACCGUAUUCUUCUUUCUUUGGACAUCCCCGCUCCAUCAGCAGUCACGGGAGUCUCCGGCUCCAUUACCCAUGCCGAUAAUUCGGCUCUCCAGCUCCAGCAGGAGCAACCGACAUCCUCAUUCUCGUCGUGGUUCCCAGAAGAUGAUCCGAUCUACGCGUUACCGCCACCGCCACCGCCGCCGGCACCACCACGUCGCCGACGUUCCGCCGACAAUAAGGACGAUUCGGAGAAUAUUCCCAAAAAGCCACGUCAUCAAUUUUAAGACCCCCAUUCAUUUUUUUUGUGUGUGCUCCCAUGACUAAUGUACCAUGACGUUUUGAGCCAUAUAUAGGCAUAUAUAGUCCAUCCACUCUUUUUUUUUGUUUCAAACUUUACCACAAUUCAUAUUUUUCUCCAUUUUUCUCGCUCUCUCACGAGCACGGGAUUCUGGUUUUCCUCGUUGAAUUUUUUGCGCUCUAUUGACAAUCGCCCGCCGGACAAGUGGUGUACUCCACACGGACAAAUGCGUGUAGUUUUACAACUAAAAUCGAGACGCGACGCGACACGCAACGCGCCGUAAAUCUACCCCAGUAAUGGCCGAGCCAAAAUGGUCUAGUUCGGCAACAAAGUUCGGCUCGGUUUGUCCGUGUGGAGUACACGAGCCUUCCCACGCGUUGUCCGGCAGUCAAUUGUCAAUGGAGCGCAAAAAAUGCAUUGGGGAAGGCCAGAAGCCUGUGUCUGUCUCUCUUUCUCUAUCAUGUUGCAACUUUUCUUAGGAAUUAUUCUAUAAUAGUGAGUACCUUCUUGCCCCUCUCUACAUUUUAAGCCAGUUUUUUAAGCCAAGCGACAAAGAAAAAAUCCCCACAAAAAUUUGAAAUUUGAAAUAUUACCCGCACCCCCAAAAUUUCGAUCUCUCCUACUCUUCGCCCACCACUUGCAACAAAUUUGUUUUUAUUUUCUUUUUUAUUUUUUAUUUUUUUGUUUUUUAAUUCUCCCCAAAAAAUCUCGCUCUCUAUCCCAAUUCUUAACCGUUUUCUAUCCGAGCCGCCCGAAAAUUGUGCUCCGUCCAUUUUUUUUUCUAUGAAUUGAAUUUUUUUUCUUCUCAAAAAACCCCCAUGAUUCGUUUUUUCGUAUCUCUGCAUCUCUCUCCCCGUUCUCUGCAAAAUUUGAACAAAAUUGUAUAUCCCCCACCGCUGAAAUAGUUUUCAAAAAACAUCACCCCCCUCCACUCACUAGUUUUCCAUUAGAUUCACCCCCUGUUUUUUUCCUGGAAAAUCGAUAAUUUUCGAGGUUGGAAUUUCCUCGAAAAUUAUCGAUUUUCCACUGUUUCCAGUCUGUCACAACAUAUCUGUCACUCUCUGUCCUUUCCCAAUUUUUCUGAAAAUUUCAAAUUUUCUACGCACUUUUUUAAAUUUUUUUUUCUCUGUCCCCCCGUCUCCCGUGAUGUUCCAAAUAUUUCAUUCUAAUGAAACGUAAUAUAAUUUU
Caenorhabditis elegans is the source of this 4673-nucleotide messenger RNA. RefSeq names its product Sex-determining transformer protein 1 (gene tra-1). The record is from RefSeq and is marked reviewed. The transcript has 18 exons. Gene Ontology annotation, cellular component: cytoplasm; nucleus. Bases 139 to 3471 code for a protein of 1110 amino acids. Lineage: Eukaryota; Metazoa; Nematoda; Chromadorea; Rhabditida; Rhabditidae. Gene Ontology annotation, molecular function: RNA polymerase II transcription regulatory region sequence-specific DNA binding; zinc ion binding. Gene Ontology annotation, biological process: female somatic sex determination; female germ-line sex determination.